AUGUUGAAGUACUUCGUGUCGGUGCCAAAUUAUGGAUUUAAUUACGCGGUGAACGAUCCAGUGACCGGCGACAACAAGGCGCAGAGCGAAGUGCGCGAAGGCGACGUGGUGAGGGGCUCGUACUCGCUAGCGGAACCCGACGGCACCGUGAGGAUCGUCGAGUACACCGCCGAUCCGGUAUCGGGCUUCAACGCCGUCGUCAAACGGGUGGGGCAGGCCGUCCACCCCCCGCAGGCUCUGACCCCGGUCGUGACCAAGGCCGUGCCGUCGCAAAUCAUCGCACCGGCGCCGCAGAUCUCGCACGCCCCCGUCCAGACCGACCUAGCCUACGGCGGUCUCGAUGGCUACUGGGACGGCGGUCUUAACUGGGGCGGUCUCGGUCUCGGUCUCGGAGGCGUCGGCGACCACGGCCACUGGUCGCAC
Molecule: messenger RNA, 423 nt
Organism: Iphiclides podalirius (scarce swallowtail)
Lineage: Eukaryota; Metazoa; Arthropoda; Insecta; Lepidoptera; Papilionidae
Source: the annotation of a GenBank genome assembly